This is a messenger RNA of Pan troglodytes (chimpanzee), 3646 nucleotides long. Lineage: Eukaryota; Metazoa; Chordata; Mammalia; Primates; Hominidae. The record is from RefSeq and is a predicted model, not a curated record.
UAGGAGAGAUCUAAGAGAUUGCAAUAGAAAGAAAAUGUGAGGCCGGGUGUGGUGGCUGCCUGUAAUCCCAGCACUUUGAGAGACUGAGUGCUGCCCAAGUUUGAAGUUAACGGUCAAUGCACCACAAACAGUAACUAUUUCAAAUGAUGAAUUCCAAGUGGAUGUAUGUGCUAAUUGGAAAAUGGUUGUGUUUCUCAAAUUGUAAAUACAGAAGUCUUCCAACUCUACCGUUCGGGAUUGUUCAUGACAUUUCAUGUCGCUGUAAUUGUUACAGAAUCUGGGACAGGUAUGCAGAUCAGUGAGAAGACCUCAGUUUUUAUCACUCAGUUGCUUGGAACUGUAAACUUUGAGAACAUGGAUACUUUCUAUAGAAGAGGGAUUUCUUAUUUUGGAACUCUUAAAUUUUUGGAUCCCAAUAAUGUACCUAUGGUGAACAAGUUGUUGCAACUGGAGCUCAAUGAUGAAUUUAUAGGAAACUACACUACAGAUGAGAAUGGCGAAGCUCAAUUUUCCAUUGACACUUCAGACAUAUUUGAUCCACAGUUCAACCUAAAAGCCACAUAUGUUCGACCUAAGAGCUGCUAUCUUCCCAGCUGGUUGACGCCUCAGUACUUGGAUGCUCACUUCUUAGUCUCACGCUUUUACUUCCGAACCAACAGCUUCCUGAAGAUUGUUCCAGAACCGAAGCAGCUUGAAUGUAAUCAGCAGAAGGUUGUUACUGUGCAUUACUCCCUAAACAGUGAAGCAUAUGAGGAUGAUUCCAAUGUAAAGUUCUUCUAUUUGAUGAUGGUAAAAGGAGCUAUCUUACUCAGUGGACAAAAGGAAAUCAGAAACAAAGCCUGGAAUGGAAACUUCUCGUUCCCAAUCAGCAUCAGUGCUGAUCUGGCUCCUGCAGCUGUCCUGUUUGUCUACACCCUUCACCCCAGUGGGGAAAUUGUGGCUGACAGUGUCAGAUUCCAGGUUGACAAGUGCUUUAAACACAAGGUUAACAUAAAGUUCUCUAAAGAGCAGGGCUUACCUGGUUCCAAUGCUAGUCUCUAUCUUCAAGCGGCCCCUGACUCAUUCUGUGCCCUCGGGGCUGUGGAUAGGAGCGUCCUUCUACUGAAAUCUGAACAACAGCUGUCAGCUGAAAGUGUGUAUAACAUGGUUCCAAGUAUAGAGCCGUAUGGUUAUUUCUACCAUGGCCUCAAUCUUGAUGAUGGCAAGGAAGACCCUUGCAUUCCUCAGAGGGAUAUGUUCUACAGUGGUUUAUAUUACACACCUGUAAGCAACUAUGGGGAUGGAGAUAUCUAUAAUAUUGUCAGGAACAUGGGUCUAAAAGUCUUUACCAAUCUCCAUUACCGAAAACCAGAAGUAUGUGUGAUGGAGAGAAGGCUGCCACUCCCUAAGCCGCUUUAUCUAGAAACAGAAAAUUAUGGUCCAAUGCAUAGUGUUCCGUCUAGAAUUGCAUCUAGUGGAAUCAGAGGGGAGAAUGCUGACUAUGUAGAACAGGCUAUAAUUCAAACAGUAAGAACAAACUUCCCAGAGACAUGGAUGUGGGACCUCGUCAGUGUCGAUUCCUCAGGCUCUGCCAAUCUUUCGUUCCUCAUUCCUGAUACGAUAACCCAGUGGGAGGCAAGUGGCUUUUGUGUGAAUGGCGAUAUUGGAUUUGGCAUUUCCUCUACAACCACUCUAGAAGUCUCCCAAGCUUUCUUUAUUGAAAUUGCCUCACCCUUUUCGGUUGUUCAAAAUGAACAAUUUGAUUUGAUUGUCAAUGUCUUCAGCUACCCGAAUACAUGUGUAGAGAUUUCUGUUCAAGUGGAGGAGUCUCAGAAUUAUGAAGCAAAUAUUCAUACCUUGAAAAUCAAUGGCAGUGAGGUUAUUCAAGCUGGAGGGAGGAAAACAAACGUCUGGACUAUUAUACCUAAGAAAUUGGGUAAAGUGAAUAUCACUGUAGUUGCUGAGUCCAAACAAAGCAGUGCUGUCCCAAAUGAAGGAAUGGAGCAGCAAAAGCUAAACUGGAAAGACACUGUGGUCCAAAGCUUCUUAGUAGAGCCUGAAGGUAUUGAAAAGGAAAGGACCCAGAGUUUCCUUAUCUGUACAGAAGGUGCCAAAGCCUCCAAGCAGGGAGUUUUGGACUUGCCAAACAAUGUAGUAGAAGGGUCAGCCAGAGGCUUUUUCACUGUUGUGGGGGAUAUUCUAGGACUUGCCAUGCAGAAUCUGGUUGUUCUCCAAAUGCCCUAUGGAAGUGGAGAGCAGAAUGCUGCCCUACUAGCAUCUGAUACUUAUGUUCUGGACUAUCUGAAAUCUACUGAGCAACUGACAGAGGAAGUUCAAUCUAAGGCUUUCUUUCUCUUAUCUAAUGGUUAUCAAAGGCAAUUAUCUUUCAAAAACUCUGAUGGUUCCUAUAGUGUGUUUUGGCAUCAGAGUCAGAAAGGAAGCAUAUGGCUCAGUGCUCUUACUUUUAAGACAUUGGAGAGAAUGAAAAAAUAUGUAUUCAUUGAUGAAAAUGUUCAAAAACAGACCUUAAUCUGGCUUUCAAGCCAACAGAAAACAAGCGGCUGCUUUAAGAAUGAUGGCCAGCUUUUCAACCACGCCUGGGAGGGUGGAGAUGAAGAGGACAUUUCACUCACUGCAUAUGUUGUUGGGAUGUUCUUUGAAGCUGGGCUCAAUUUCACUUUUCCUGCUCUACAAAACGCACUCUUUUGCCUUGAAGCGGCAUUGGACAGUGGUGUCACUAAUGGCUACAAUCAUGCAAUUCUAGCUUACGCUUUUGCCUUAGCUGGAAAAGAGAAGCAAGUGGAAUCUUUACUCCAAACCCUGGAUCAAUCUGCCCCAAAACUAAAUAAUGUCAUCUACUGGGAAAGAGAAAGGAAACCCAAGACAGAAGAAUUUCCAUCCUUUAUUCCCUGGGCACCUUCUGCUCAGACUGAGAAGAGUUGCUACGUGCUGUUGGCUGUCAUUUCCCGGAAAAUUCCUGACCUCACCUAUGCUAGUAAGAUUGUGCAGUGGCUUGCCCAACGGAUGAAUUCCCAUGGAGGCUUUUCUUCCAACCAGGCCACCCUUAAGUACAAUGUUCUCCUACCUAAGAAGGCAUCUGGAUUUUCUCUUUCCUUGGAAAUAGUAAAGAACUACUCUUCGACUAUUUUUGACCUCACAGUGACUCUCAAAUACACUGGGAUUCGCAAUAAAUCCAGUAUUGUGGUUAUAGAUGUAAAAAUGCUAUCAGGAUUUACUCCAACCAUGUCAUCCAUUGAAGGGCUUGAAAACAAGGGCCAAGUGAUGAAGACUGAAGUCAAGAAUGACCAUGUUCUUUUCUACUUGGAAAAUGUUUUUGGUCGAGCAGACAGUUUCCCUUUUUCUGUUGAGCAGAGCAACCUUGUGUUCAACAUUCAGCCAGCCCCAGUCAUGGUCUACGAUUAUUACAAAAAAGAAGAAUAUGCCCUAGCUUUUUACAACAUCGACAGUAGUUCAGUUUCCGAGUGAGACAAAGCAAUUACUGGAAGAGGUGGAGAAGCAUUUCUUGUAACAAACCAAUUCUUCUGUAUCAAACCUGGAAAAAAAAUCAUGAACCAUCUGACAUCGUGAACAGUCUGCAGUGGGCUAUGGUUUCUUGUCAAGUCUUAUUUCCUUAUCAUCCCAUUAAAUGUUGUCAUUUUGCAUCUGA